Molecule: messenger RNA, 1640 nt
Organism: Gossypium raimondii (Peruvian cotton)
Lineage: Eukaryota; Viridiplantae; Streptophyta; Magnoliopsida; Malvales; Malvaceae
Exons: 14
Coding region: 281-1312 (343 amino acids)
Source: RefSeq, a predicted model, not a curated record
AUUCUUUUACGUCGCUAAAUGCUAACCAAGUAACCUAAGCUCCAUAGUCUUGUAUAAAUUUUCUCAGCGAUUCCUCAAAAUCAAACCAUAAAGCAAUCGAAAAAAAAAACCCUUCAAUCAAUGGAAAAUACCAAUUAAUUUAUUACUUUUAAAAAACCCAAAUUCGUUUAUUGUCCUGCAAUUUUUGAUUCAUGGUACUUUAGCGGUAGUUUGUUUUAUCUACUGUCCCAGUAUAUACGCUCACAAACGUACAAAUAUACGGUCCAAACCGUAUUCGUCAAUGGCUCUUCCUCUUGGCAAGUUAACUAUCAUCGUUGGUGCAGGUAUUGUUGGUUCAAUUCUUGCGAAAGAAGGACGCAUGUCAAGUGUUUCUGAUUUUGUCUCUGGUGCUUUCAAGAUUGCUUUUCGGCAACUUAAGCAUGAUGAUUCCACUCCGUCAAGCAAGCCGCGAAAUGACUAUUUGGUGGCUCAGGUUAACAGCCUAAGGCAGGAACUGCAAAUCUUGGCAUCAAAUAGACCAAUUACAAUUGUUACCGGACAAGGAACAGGUACUAGUAAAUACAGCAUAAUCAUUGUUGUUGUUGUUGUUGGAUAUGGCUACAUUUGGUGGAAGGGCUGGAGACUUCCCAAUAUGAUGUUCGCAACGAGGCGUAGUUUAUCUGAUGCACGUGAUGCCAUAGCUAAGCAGCUAGAGAGUGUUUACUCGUCAAUCUCGGCUACCAAACGGCAACUAUCCUCAAGAAUUGAGGGCGUGGAUAAUCGUCUACAUGAAAUUGCAGAUAUUACUGAUACAACACACAAAGAGGUUACUCUACUACAAGAUGAAUCAAAGAAGCUCAACACUAAUGUUCAAUCCGUUCGAUAUGUAGUUCAAACUCUGGAAAGUAAGAUAAAAAGGAUAGAAGGGAAGCAGGAUAUGACAAAUGAAGGAGUCACCUGGUUGUGUGAUUAUGCCCAGACCAUAGAACAAAAUAGACCCACUGAUCAUACUCAGGCUUUACCAGCUAACUCUUCCAGGCCAGCUCUUGAACCCCCAACGAAAACACCGUCAAGGAGUGGGUCUUUGCCUCCCAUUAUACCAGUAGAUCCGCCGUCUCCAUCUUCUGGUUCUUCUAAUGGAACUCCCAAGGUUCAGAGAUCUCCUAGACAUGUAAUCUCUGCCUCAGGCCUUAAGGAAUUAGGUGAAUCAAGUGCCAAUAAUGUUGGCAACAACGGGACAGUGUUUUCUGGUCUGAGUGGUUUGUUUUCUGUUCUGACAAGGACUCGCAGCGCAACAAAUGCACCAAUGGGAGGAUCAAGUGGACAACAAUAGUAAAGAUCUUAAGUGUCUACUUAAUUACAUUUUUAUGUUUAUAGAGAUGGCCCUUUUUUUUUUUUUUUGGUAGGUCUUAGGUUGUCUUAAAAGACUCUUGCCCUUCAAACCAACUUGAAAAUUUUAAAACCUUGAAGGACUCGACCUGAAAUUUUUAGGGCACUGCCCCCAUAUUUAGAAGUUAAAUUGUUGUGGGUACUGAAUUUUGUAGAGAUUGUAAGUUAGGCUUAAAUAAAUGCUAAGAUUUUGAAUUUUAUUUUAUUUAGAGAUAAAUAUCAAUUUAUAUAUGAAUUUUGGUUUAAUAUACAAUUUGACAUUUAAACUUUAA